This is a messenger RNA of Galendromus occidentalis (western predatory mite), 900 nucleotides long. RefSeq names its product fibroblast growth factor receptor substrate 3. Gene Ontology annotation, molecular function: fibroblast growth factor receptor binding; transmembrane receptor protein tyrosine kinase adaptor activity. The transcript has a single exon. Gene Ontology annotation, cellular component: cytoplasm. The record is from RefSeq and is a predicted model, not a curated record. Lineage: Eukaryota; Metazoa; Arthropoda; Arachnida; Mesostigmata; Phytoseiidae. Bases 1 to 849 code for a protein of 282 amino acids. Gene Ontology annotation, biological process: fibroblast growth factor receptor signaling pathway.
AUGGGUAAUUGUGUUUCGCCGGAGACGGAUGAUUCGUCGUUCGCGGUGUGGAACGUCGACGAUGGCGGGAACCGGGUGCAACCGGGAAGGAUAUCACUGACAGAAACACAUCUCGUCUUCGUACAGAAGGCUGGUGAGCCGAUCCGUUGGCCCCUCAGUGGACUCCGACGGUACGGUUUCGAUGCGGAACUUUUCUCAUUCGAAUCGGGUCGACGCUGUCCGACAGGUAGCGGCGUUUACGCUUUCAAGUGUCCACGGGCGGAGCGUCUCUUCAAUCUGCUCCAAGAACGGAUACAGGCUCAAGCUCCGAUUCGGCCGAAUUCAUUGAUCGAUUCUCCACCGACCCCUCAAGAACUGCGGACCACAGCUGACUACCUCGAACCCAUUUCGCUGGGCGCACAAGUGGUGUCUACGGUGAACUUUGUCAACAAUGUGUCGCCGCUCGGAGCUGCCGGUGCUGGACCAGUUUAUCAGAACGUUCCCGUGCAAAAUCAACAGCAGCAGCGGCAAUCGCUGCCUCAGCAAGGAAUACAUCAAAACCAAGCAGCACAGGAAGCGCAAGUUCCGCCUGCGUCGUCGGCGAACGCGUUAGCGUCGAUGUCGAACGGUAGCAAGGAUUUCGUCGCCUCGAUGGACUCUUUGACCGCGCCGGGCGUGAAUUACGUUGUACUCGAUCUCGAUCAGCCCAGUGAGCCGCCCACGCCCACGUCUCCGACGACUCCGACCCCAGCAAUCGCGAGCGCGACUCCGCAGUCUCCUUCCGCUCCACUCGGUUAUGCUCAAAUCGACUUUGACAAGACGAUGGCCUUGCAGCACAUAGCGAGCCGAUCGAGAACUUCGGACUUGUGAUUCCUACCAAAGGCAGCUGGAGCGAUCAGUUUCCGGGAUCGGCGAGUCUAC